AUGCAUAACAAUGAUAAGUACCUCAUGAAAUUAUCCGAUCAAUUGCUUGUAGGUGCUACAAUCCGUUUCUCAAAAGAUGGAUGGCUUCUAUUGUCUAACGGGAAAAAAUCCGUAUUCUGCUACAAUCCCUUCACUAGAGCAAUCAUUUGUCUUCCAGAUUUACCUGAUAAUUAUGUACUUGGUGGAAUGUCAUUCUCGUCCGUACCCACUUCUCGUGAUUGUGUGGUGAUUGCUAUUUCCAAUUGGUAUGAAUUUGUGGAUUACAAUGAGAUAUCUUUCUUGGUCACUGAACUGGGGAAGAGUGCAAUUGAAUGGACUGAUUAUAAAUUCGAUUAUGAAGGCGACAGUCAGGAUAACUUUAUGCCGUGUAUCAACAACCCGGUUUUCAGUGACGGGGAUUUCUACUGCUUAGAUUAUAACGGGAUGUUAGGAGUUUUUACUAUGAAAGGAGGUUAUCCCAAUCGGAGAGUGCUUUCAAAGUCCUUGAAACAAUUCGGUGGUUUUUAUCCAAGUUAUUUGGUUGAGUGUGAUAAAAAGCUUUUACUAGUAAAUUUAGGACAGAGUGGAAAAUCAGUGAAUAUUUAUGAAUUGGAUCGCACAGAAAUGGUCUGGGUGAAACUGAACAGUUCGGGAAAGCAUGCAGUGUUUAUCAGCUGUAGAUCCAGUUUCUCAGCAGUUGCUCCACGUAGUUGCAUGGAGAACAAAAUAUACUUCCCUAGAUUAUACGGUGAAAGGAUUUUAUACUAUUCUCUCGAUACAUGUAGGUAUCAUUAUGUUGGGAGUGAUCGACAUUCUUUGCAAGAUUUUCAUAAUACGAAGGAAAGAUCAAGCUGCACUUGGAUUGAGCCUAGGUGGUCUUAG
Papaver somniferum (opium poppy) is the source of this 861-nucleotide messenger RNA. RefSeq names its product F-box/kelch-repeat protein At1g57790-like. The record is from RefSeq and is a predicted model, not a curated record. The transcript has a single exon. Bases 1 to 861 code for a protein of 286 amino acids. NCBI's taxonomy places the organism in Eukaryota, Viridiplantae, Streptophyta, Magnoliopsida, Ranunculales, Papaveraceae.